UAAGAUUUUGCUGGGAACCGGACUUCGUGUCGUGUGUUGAAAUAUUUUUCACAGCCACUUGGUCGAGCUGUUGAGUGGUAGCAGAGCAGUCGGAAAUAUUGCGAACACAGAAAGGCUGCAGUUGUGGGAUUAAUUCAUUACACUUGAUAUGUUGUCGUUUCGUGACUAAUUUGAUUUGCUUUUAAUCACGAGAUCAUCGCCAUACAGUUCAACAAAAGAAACAUAUUGGAAUACUCGAUUGUAUCUUAAUGUAACUCUGGUUCGCCUGCAAGAAUGGACAUUAUUGAAAGAAGCGAACUGUCGUUAAAGUCAUUGCCCUUCGUUAAUGACAUCGAGCCUGAACAAAGGAGUCAUUUAAAACAGAUCAAAUGAUUUUUUUAAUUGUUUAAAGUUAGAUCUGAUUUAAAAAUUCAACGUUUUACAGCAAUACUAAAUGUAUUGAAAUAAACUUUGUUAUUUUAGUGAGUAUCAGAUGUGAUGAAAACAUUUUUGUAAUCUAAAUAUUCAAUGCAAUGCAUGGCAAUCUUAAAGUUUUUUUUUUAACUUAGAGCUGGGUAGCAUCUGUCAAACUCAGAUAUAUUUUCAUGUGAUUUACUUUCAUCUGGAUUAACCCUUACAAGACAUACACGGGAUCUAACUCUAUCUAUUGGCUAUAGACAUUAUCGUGGGCUGGAGAGAGAGUUCUUCUGCAAGAUACUGGAUCUAUUUCUCGCUGUUGGAGCUAGACAUUACCUGGUCAUUGGGAUCGAGCGCGGUAUGGAUAUAUGUCUGACACUGACCAUGGCGCACGAAAUAGGGGCUCUACCGCCCCAGCUCAGGGAGCCAUGGAUAAGGUCUACCUCGCCUACAGGGAGUCCCUACUGAACGCCGCCCCCAGAAUGAUGGAGGAGCUAGGCAUGGACGCCGGGGAGGACUUCCUGGGGAUGGGCGUCUUUAGGAAGGAUGUGGAUUUGACCAAUGAAGAGAAACAGUAUCUCCUUUCGGUGGAAAGGGGAGACGUGCCGUCCACUCGGCAGUACCUCAACAAUUCCAAGCAGACAGGGAUGAACCUGAACUGCCUGGAUCCGCUGGGUAGGACAGCUCUACUGGUGGCCAUCGAGAAUGAGAACAUUGAGAUGAUUGAGCUGCUGUUGUCCUACGGCGUGGAAGUGGGCGAUGCAUUGCUGCAUGCUAUCAACGAGGAGAAUGUCGAGGCGGUGGAGCUGCUCCUGAACCACGAGUUGGCUACCAAGGGAGAACAGCAGCCUCUAACGACGACAGUACCUUCCAGUUCUUUCACACCAGACAUCACUCCUAUCAUUCUCGCCGGACACAGGGACAAUUAUGAAAUUAUCAAAAUCUUGCUGGACAGGGGCUAUCGUAUCCCUAAGCCCCACAACGCCCGAUGCAGCUGCAAAGACUGCAUCACGGGAAGCCAGGAAGACUCCCUCAGACACUCUCGCUCCCGGAUUAACGCUUACAAGGCUCUCGCUAGCCCGUCGCUCAUUUGCCUGUCCAGCAAAGACCCCAUUUUGACCUCUUUCGAGCUCAGCUGCGAGCUGAAACAGCUUAGCAAGCUGGAGAACGAGUUCAAAGCGGAUUACGAGAAGCUGGCAGUGAAGUGUCAGGAGUUCGCCGUGGACCUUCUGGAGCAGACAAGGGGCUCGAGAGAGCUGGCCAUUAUUCUGAACCACGACAACACCACAACGGAUGAGCAGAAUUGUGACAAAGUUCGUCUUUCCCGGCUCAAGUUGGCUAUCAAAUAUAAACAAAAGAAAUUUGUCGCUCAUCCGAACUGUCAGCAGCUGCUCGCCUCCAUGUGGUACGAAGGUCUUCCAGGAUUCAGGCGGCGGUCGAUCCUGUCCAAACUGACCAUCAUGGCCAUCAUAGGCUUCCUCUUCCCAGUCCUGUCCAUCGUUUACCUUAUAGCCCCUAAGUGCAGCAUUGGCCAGUUGAUUACAAAACCUUUUGUUAAGUUUAUGAUCCAUUGUUCUUCGUAUAUAGUUUUUCUAUUUUUGCUCAUCUUGGUGUCUCAGCGAGUGGAAGUGUUGAAAGUCAGCGGCGAUGACGAGUUUAGGAGUGGGACCGGGAAAAAAGAGCUCAGAGGAUCUCAGGCCUCCCUAGUGGAAUGGAUCAUCCUCGCAUAUGUCGCAGGUCUAAUGUGGAGUGAGAUUAAACAGCUGUGGGGCGAGGGCGCCAUCGAAUACAUUCAUGACAUGUGGAACAUCCUUGACUUUUUCACCAAUUCUUUGUACAUUGCAACGUUCACCUUACGACUUCUCGCCUACCUGCAGGUUCAGGAGGAGAAAAGAGAGGGAGACAGCAACGCCGAUCGAGACAGAAAAGACUGGGAGGCCUACGACCCGAACCUCAUCGCCGAGGCCCUCUUUGCAGCAGCCAAUAUCUUCAGCUCCCUUAAGCUGGUCAACAUCUUCACCGUCAGCCCUUACCUGGGCCCCUUGCAGAUCUCUCUGGGGAGAAUGAUUAUGGACCUGGUGCAAUUCGGAUGCAUCUUCUGCUUGGUGCUUUUCUCGUUCGCCAGUGGUCUGAACCACUUGUACUGGUAUUAUGCUGACAAGCACGCCACUGAGUGCAGGAAUGCCACACCGCCCCCUCACUUAACAGAGAACUCUUCUUGUGAUAGGAAGUAUCGAAGUUUUGCCAAUCUUUGGGAAAUUGUCCAGUCGUUGUAUUGGGCGAUCUAUGGCCUAGUGGACUUGGACCAUGCCGAGCUCCGGCCAAAAUUCAACCACGAGUACACAGAGUUCGUGGGCAAGCUGAUGUUUGGAACGUACAGUUGGAUAGCACUGAUAGUACUUCUCAACAUGUUGAUUGCUAUGAUGAGCAAUUCUUACCAGAGAAUUUACAGUCAAGCUGAUGAAGAAUGGAAGUUCGCCCGGUCCAAGCUGUGGAUCAGCUACUUUGAGGACAGCGGCACCCUGCCGCCCCCUUUCAAUGUAAUCCCCAGCCCCAAGACAGUCUACUACAUCAUCCGCUGGUGCAAGAACAAACUCUGCGCCUGUUUUUGCUCUAAGGCUGAGAAGAGGAACAGAUGGCAGAGUAUUAAGAAAAUUGUGAAGAAGAUCAACGAGAAAGAGAUACGAUAUCAGGCCGUGAUGAGAGACUUGAUCAAGAGGUAUAUCAUGCAGAAGCAGAGAGGUUCUCAAAAAGGCGAAGGCGUCAACGAGGACGACAUCAACGAGCUGAAGCAGGACGUGUCGUCAUUCCGCUUCGAGCUGCUGGAGAUCCUCAGGAACAACGGGAUGAAAACCCCUAAUCCGAACCAGACGAAACCCACAAAUCGUCGAUUGUCCAGAAAGAAGAGUCACAUGUCACUUGACCGUCUGCGUCGCUCAAUGUCCCUGGAGACAUGCAAGGUGGAAAGCCCAGGCAAAAAUCCUGUGGACGUCGUACUGGAGAGACAGACCAACAGCCUGAAAUGUCGCUACAAUCCCCCGGAGACCAUCCCAGAGGAAGAGUUUGAGCGCAUACGUCGAGAGUCUCUCAUUCCCAGAGUCGGCUUGCUGGCCGGCGUGGGUCGGCGGAGAUCUUCUGUUGUGCCACCUUCCGACGGAGCCGCUACUGUGGUCUCCACCGCCGCCUCCAGCGGCGCUUUCUCCGCCGCCGUCACGGCCAUAUCGGCCCUGAAAGUCAGCACCACCAAAGUCGUUAACGGAAACUCCAACUCAGUCGUCUGCCCCGACGACGUUGUCGCCAUGGCGACGGACAACAUGCAGCUGGAGGGUUCAGACGGAAGCAACUACUCUCAGAGGCGUGACGAAGGGCUAGGGGAAUCUUUCGAUAGGUACUCGGAAAUGAGCGACUCGACCUCCAGGAUAGGCAUAGUAGGAAGCGUCAUCGAGCUUCAGACGUUGCACCCGACCACUCACAGUAGCUCUCCUGUGCGAUACUCCAAGACUCCUGGCGGCGUCUCUUCAACUUCUCCAGACAACAGCAGACGGAACGGAGGCACCCAUUGCGGCAUAGACGAUGAGGAGUACGACGGAAUGUCUUUCACCGCUCCGCCCAUGCCCGAGGGGUCUCCGUGUGAUCCGAACGAGAUUGACCCUUUAUCAUUUCUGACAGAAGCUCAGGCGAAAAGGGUUACGUUCAUGUGAAUGUUAAGAGUGAAAUUUACUGGACAUAUGUUCAGAGUGUGAGAUCCAUUGGCUACGUCUGUGAUUUAAACUCCUUUGUUGUCGCAACUAUUGAGUAUUAUACAUUAAAUAAAAUGUUAUGUUUGACCAGCAGUGAUUCUCGGAUCAAUUUCAUAUCUUAAAUUAUAUGAUAUUACACAAUCAAUCUGUAUAGCUGAUAUUACCUAGCCAUAUUAAAUGAGCAUUACAUUAUAUAUAUAUAUAUAUAUAUAUAUAUAUAAUGGAGCUUCAAAACUUAAGAAUUUGUUUUCAUAUUACUGACAAAUGCUUUAAGAUUAUUUCUCCUACAGAAAAGACUCGAAACCACUGUUAUAAAUAAUCUUGAUCGAUUGAUUGAAAUGGGUUCAACGUGCGAGGUUGAAUAUAUAAUUAAAUGUAUUAACUUUUAAAAUGACAUGGACUCAACAAAUCAGAAUCACUGGAUUUAAUGCGAGUUAGUUUUUUUAGAAGCCAGAGAUUCAUUGUUUGAUCUGCCCUGGUGUCCUGUGGGUGUUUAAUUGCCAUGAAUUAAUACGCUUCGUUGUGAAGAGUUAAUAACAAACACUGUAACUUAUAUUGCAUAGUGCCAAAGCUAUAUAUCAGAAACCAAUGUUUACAUAGAGCCACUGUUACGUAUUAAAAGAGGUAGGGACUAGUAUGUUGAUAUAUUUGUAUUUAUAGUUUUGUUUUUGUAUUAUUGUAUUUUUUGUUGUUGUUUUGGUUUUGUGAAGAGAGGGGGUAUUUGACAUAUGGUAUCUAGAAGUGUGUGAAAUGGAUAACAAUAAAGAACUCUGAUGGUUUAAAUUUUUAUUCUACUUUACAUGCAGAAGUUCGAUCAAUAAUUAUCUUUGUACUACUGUAUGGUUUAUUUAGCAGUCUUAAAGUUCAAGAAAUGUUAAGUGCUUUCAUUCAGAAAUAUCAAAUGGAAACAAUAUUGUAAAAGAGCCAACCUACACAUGCCCCAAUUUUGGUAGCUUUUUAUGUCAAAGAUUGUACUCCUGGGUCAUUGUGAUGUUCAAAGUGAACGAGGCCUCAACUUCCUCUUUAGAUUCAACAUGUUAGUUGCACAUUGCCGAUUGCAACGGAGGUGCUUACAACGUAUAUUAAUUUCUCAAAUGUUAGAUGUGUGUUUUCCUUCAUCCUCAUCCUUGACAACAACAUUGUCCUCAUCCUUGUCCACAUUCUUGUCCUCAUCCUUGUCCACAUUCUUGUCCUCAUCCUUGUCCACAUUCUUGUCCUCAUCCUUGUCCUCAUUCUUGUCCUUGUUCUUGUCCUCACUCAUGUCCUCAUCCAGGUUCUCCACUUUAAACAAAUAAAGUUCCUCGACGCACGCAAAGUUUUAAAGUGUUUAAGAUUGACAUUUACAGCAUGUCUUACCACAACAAUAGCUCGAGUUUUCUUGAUGCCUAUGGCGACCAAGCUGUAGAUUGGCUCUUUCAAAAUAUGUCACCGUAGACUAGCGAUGAGCUGACUCUGUUUCUUCAUCUUGAGAUCAACAGUUUUUAGUUCUACAAUUUGUUUACGUUCAGGCAAAACGCACAUGUAUUUAUGACAUAUAUCUCUCAAACAUAUUUGUUCAUGUUUAUUAUUACUGUUGAAAACCAAUUUGCAGUCUCGUUAUAAAUGUAAAAUGACAACUAUUGCAUUCUUUCAAUUGAUUUAUUUGUUGAUGAAUUAAAGCUUUAACCUGGAUGUUAACAGAGUCAUUCUCUGGAAAGAUUUCGACUAUAACAUUAUCAUAUAAUUGAUAUAUUUCUGAUAUAUUUCUGAUAUAUUUCUGAUGUAUUUCUGAUAUAUUUCUGAUGUAUUUCUGAUAUAUUUCUGAUGUAUUUCUGAUGUAUUUCUGAUGUAUUUCUGAUGUAUUUCUGAUGUUGAAAGAGUUCAAAAUACCUAAAAGAUGUCUAAACGUGUCUAUGUAAUAGUCUGUGAGAUUCAAUAAGUCAUUAUUAUUAUGAUCAUACUUUCUCGUAACAUUUUCUAAAACCCAUAUUAUAUAGACUCUUAUCUAAAUAGCUGCCUGGUCGUGUGGUAUGCCUGGUCGUGUGGUAUGCCUGGUCGGGUGGUAUGCCACUUGGACAGCCGUCAUGAUGGUCCAGAAUUCGAGCCCUUCAUGCUGCCAUCCCCUUCCGCUAUGCAGGAGCUUUUGGGGAUAGGAUUUAACAAGUUUGGGGGUAGGAUUUAACAAUUGGGGAUAGGAUUUAACAAGUUUGGUGCUAUGAUUUAACAAGUUUGGGGAUAGGAUUUAACAAGUUUGAGGCUAGGAUUUAAUGAAACCAAUUUAGAAAAGAAAGAAAAUAUCUUGUUCUGUCCCUUAUAUAUUCUUUUGUCAAGUAUUGAUUCCUUCCUGGAACAGUCAGACAUCGAUUUUUUGGAGCUGAGUUUUAUCACUACAUUGUUAUCAAGUUCCAUUCUUUUCUAGUAUGUUGACCUUUUUGCGUGUAGGCUAUUUCAAACCAUGGAUACAUUAAACACUUUAAAUACUUUUAAAUUUGUUUUAAUAAGGUUCCAGUCUUAUGUUCAUUAGAUCUCAUGAUACGUCGCGUAGAUCGUAAGAUAAAUAAAUAGUCAACUGAUUUGUGUCAAGAUGUUUUGGUCUUUAAAAAAUGUCACAUCCAAGUAUUGACCAUGUUACUCGCUGUGAAACUAAGGAUCCAUGGAGUCAGAAAGGAAUGUUUCUAUUUUGUUAUUUUCAAACUUGUGUAGCCAGUCCUUUGUACGUUACAUUUCCUAUAACGUUCUCUUGUUUUGUUCUAAUGAAGGAUAGUCAAUGAAAUGAAUUGAUCAUAUCACCAAAGUCUUUGGAUGAAUAUAAAUGUAACUAUUCUUUAUAAGAGUGAUAGUAGAAUAGCGAUGAAAUAAACAUAUUUGAAGAGAAGUGUUGCUUCGUGUUGUCCAGUGUGUCAGCGUGGUUGGUGGCUUUCUAAUUGAUCUGUUUCAAAUGUUCCAGUAGGCCCGUGACUCUAUGUAACUUUAAUUAAAUCAAUUAAGUAUUUAUUUAUAGAUGACGCUGCUAGGUCUAAGGGGUUCUAAUAAUGAACCGUAGACCAGAGUAUAUUCAAGGUUUGGGAAACAGACACAUUGAUGAUAUGCACUUUUAAAAGAGAGAAGUUCUUAAGUUAUAUAUAUAUACAAGAUUUAAUGAGUGGAAAUAUA
Biomphalaria glabrata is the source of this 7268-nucleotide messenger RNA. RefSeq names its product short transient receptor potential channel 4-like. Gene Ontology annotation, biological process: calcium ion transmembrane transport; regulation of cytosolic calcium ion concentration; manganese ion transport. Gene Ontology annotation, cellular component: membrane; cation channel complex. The record is from RefSeq and is a predicted model, not a curated record. NCBI's taxonomy places the organism in Eukaryota, Metazoa, Mollusca, Gastropoda, Planorbidae. Gene Ontology annotation, molecular function: protein binding; store-operated calcium channel activity; inositol 1,4,5 trisphosphate binding. The coding region runs from base 765 to 4097 and encodes 1110 amino acids. The transcript has 14 exons.